Messenger RNA from Phycomyces blakesleeanus NRRL 1555(-), 2719 nucleotides. RefSeq lists its product as hypothetical. The coding region runs from base 63 to 2603 and encodes 846 amino acids. NCBI's taxonomy places the organism in Eukaryota, Fungi, Mucoromycota, Mucoromycetes, Mucorales, Phycomycetaceae. Gene Ontology annotation, molecular function: structural molecule activity; protein binding. The record is from RefSeq and is a predicted model, not a curated record. The transcript has 13 exons. Gene Ontology annotation, cellular component: COPI vesicle coat. Gene Ontology annotation, biological process: retrograde vesicle-mediated transport, Golgi to endoplasmic reticulum; intra-Golgi vesicle-mediated transport; endoplasmic reticulum to Golgi vesicle-mediated transport.
CACUACACGAACACAUAUAUUACUUACGCACACAAUAUUACCAGUUGGUAGAAUUAUUUGGAAUGGGUAUGAGAAUCGAUAUCAAGCGUAAGUUACUCUCGCGUUCUGACCGCGUCAAGAGUGUGGAUCUUCAUCCAACAGAACCAUGGGUACUUGCGAGCAUGUACAAUGGACAAGUGUACAUCUACAAUUACGAAACACAGGCAUUGGUCAAGUCUUUUGAAGUAACAGAGACACCUGUGAGAGCUGCCAAAUUUAUUGCUCGUAAGAAUUGGAUUAUCACUGGCUCUGAUGAUUCUCAGAUCAGAGUCUUCAACUACAACACCUAUGAAAAGGUUGCCAGCUUUGAAGGCCAUCCAGAUUACAUCCGUUGUUUAGCCGUACAUCCCACACAGCCCCUGGUUCUUUCUGGUUCUGAUGACAUGACAAUUCGUCUGUGGGAUUGGGAAAAGGGAUGGAAGUGUGCUCAGGUGUUCGAGGGUCAUUCUCAUUUUGUUAUGCACUUGACUUUUAACCCCAAAGACUCCAACACAUUUGCCUCGGCUGGCUUGGACGGCGUGAUCAAGGUCUGGGCACUCGGAUCCAACGUGCCCAACUUCACACUCGAGGGCCACGAAAAGGGCGUUAAUUACGUCGACUACUACCACGGCGGCGACAAACCCUAUCUGAUCUCAUGUGCGGACGACAACCUGGUCAAGAUCUGGGACUACCAAAACAAGAACUGUGUCCAGACCUUGGAAGGCCACAACCAGAACGUAAACUUUGCGGCCUUCCACCCCGAACUGCCGAUCAUCAUCUCGGGCUCAGAAGAUGGCACGGUCCGCAUCUGGCACUCGGACACCUACCGUCUCGAAAACACGCUCAACUAUGGCCUCGAACGUGCCUGGUGCAUGUCCUACCAAAAGGGAGGCAACAAUGUCGCCUUUGGCUAUGACGAGGGUUCGGUUGUCAUCAAGCUGGGUCGCGAAGAACCUGCCGUCUCGAUGGAUGCAUCUGGCAAGAUCAUCUGGGCCAAACACUCGGAGAUCCAGACGGCCAACAUUAAAGCAGGAGCUGAUGAUGCAAUCAAGGAUGGCGAGCGUCUUGCACUUCCUGUCAAGGACCUUGGUAGCUGUGAAGUCUAUCCCCAGACUCUUCAGCACUCUCCCAAUGGUCGUUUUGUAGUAGUGUGUGGCGAUGGCGAGUACAUUAUCUACACUGCCCUUGCCUGGAGAAACAAGAGUUUUGGCAGUGGAUUAGAAUUUGUGUGGGGUGCAGACUCAAACGUAUAUGCUGUACGUGAAUCAACUUCUCGUGUCAAGGUUUUCAAGAACUUCAAAGAACGAUCUGGUCUUUUGCCAAAACUCAACUACUCUGCCGAGGGUGUCUUUGGUGGUGCUUUGUUGGGUGUCAGAUCAAACAGUUUCCUAAACUUUUAUGACUGGGAAACAGGAUCAGUCGUGCGUCGUAUUGAUGUAGAAGCUAGAAAUGUGUUUUGGUCUGAUGCUGGUGAUCUUGUUACUAUUGCAUGCGAAGACUCUUUCUAUGUCUUGCGAUACAGCUCGCAAGCCUAUCUUCAAUUCAUUGAAAAUGGCGGUGAUGUCGGAGAGGAAGGUGUAGAAGAAGCAUUCGAGUUUGUUACUGAGAUUGCCGAGACUGUCAAGACUGGUGCCUGGGCUGGAGAUUGCUUUAUUUAUACCAACAAUGCUAACCGCAUGAACUAUCUAGUCGGUGGAGAGACCUUUACUAUCAGUCAUUUUGAUAAGCAAAUGUAUUUGCUUGGUUAUGCUCCUAGAGACAACAGAGUAUACCUUGCUGACAGAGAUGUCAAUGUUUAUUCCUACGUCUUGUCCUUGACAGUGGUCCAGUACCAGACUGCUGUUCUGCGUGGUGAUCUGGAGGUUGCUGCCAGCAUGUUGGCCUCAAUUCCUUCUGACCAGCGUAGCCGCAUUGCACGUUUCCUGGAAUCCCAGGGACUAAAGGACCUUGCGUUGGAAGUCUCGACCGAUCUGGAGCAGAGAUUCGAAUUGGCAUUGAACUUGGGUAAACUUGAUGUGGCUACCCAGAUUGCACGUGAAGUUGACAGCGAAGCCAAAUGGAGAACACUCGGUGAUGUUGCUACUGCAUCGUGGAAGUUUGGGUUGGCUGAAGAGUGUCUCCUGAAGGCCAAGGAUUUGAGUGGCCAGUUAUUGUUUUACACUGCCAAUGGUAACCGUAAUGGUAUCCGUGAAGUAGCUACCAAAGCAGUUGAACAAGGAAAGAACAAUAUUGCUUUUACUGCCUUGUUUGAGUUGGGAGCUGUUGAAGAAGCAAUUGAUUUAUUAAUCAAGACCGAGCGUAUUCCUGAAGCUGCUGUGCUUGCACGUGCUUACCGCCCUCAGGAAAUGUCCAAGAUUGUCAAGUUAUGGAAGGCAGACCUGGAAUCCAAGAACAAGACCAAGAUUGCCGAGAGUUUGGCUGAUCCAGCAGAAUACAAGAACCUGUUCCCCGAACUGGCCUUGGCUUCAAAGAACGAGGAAAACUUGUUGGACAUGGAAGGAUCUUCAGAUGACGAUGAUGAUAAUGAUGUAUUUGAUGCUGCCAGCGAGAACAUUACCGAGCCUGUUGCUACCACUGUUUUAUAAGCGUUCUGUUUUAUUUAUAUAUAUAUAUAUCUAUAUAAUAUUUAUAAAAUAUUACAUAUACACACACACACACACAUACAUAUAUAAAUUUAUAAAUAUAAAUAUUUUACAAGUUU